Messenger RNA from Symbiodinium necroappetens, 564 nucleotides. The record is from the annotation of a GenBank genome assembly. NCBI's taxonomy places the organism in Eukaryota, Dinophyceae, Suessiales, Symbiodiniaceae.
AUGCCGUCAAAGCGCAUCCUGAAACGAUGGCAAAGUGAGGCGACGCGCCGUCGCCGUGCUGCCUUGGCAAAGUACCGUCAGGGCCUGAACGGCAAAUGGGAGUCGAAUGCCAAGAAGGCUUUGGCAAAAAGAGUUAAGCAGAAGAGUCUGCGCAUUGGUCCAUUGCUUGCACGCUGCAAGGCUGCGCAAGAUGCCUCUCUAGAAAGGAACCUGGCAAAGGCCCACAAGCUGGUCAAGGUGCUCCAAGAAGCGGACCAGGACGUGCUUUCACAGUUGGUGCCGCAACUAGAGUCGCUCCCAGUGACGGCUGCUCUUCUGCGAAGGACACUGAUUCCGAAAUUUCUGCGCGAGACGGCAUGCAAGUUUCCCAGCAUCAAGAGCAAGGUGACCCCCAUCAUACAGAAGUGGCGCGAGAUCUACGUGAAGGACAGAGCAAGGCAGAUUGGGCAGAAGAAGGAGGCCUUCAAGAGGAGCAGGAAAGGGACGCCAGCGACGAGCCAGUCAAGGCCCGAUUUGCCGCUGGAGCCGGAGCCCACGCAGCCCACGGAGCCUGCAGAUGACUAA